CUCGUGUAGGAUUAUCGGCAGGCACAAACACAAAGCCACAAGACACAAGACACAAGGGCACAAGCAAAGAAGAAGAAGAAAGAAUACACAAAUCCCUGAAACCUUGCUCAGUUGCCAAAUUGAUUUGCAUUCAUCUUCUCCUUCCCACGCCCCAAUCUCUCUACUUCUCCGAUCACUUGGAUCGGGGAAUCCACUCGAUUAUAGGCUCUCUUUCCGUCUCUGGAUUGUGUUCCGAUGACGUGUCCGGUAGACGAAAAGGCACUUCUUUUGCCGCGGAUGAAAGUCGAAGACGACGUCGAGAAAGGGGUUUAUGUGAAACUGAGCGAGGCUCAAGAAGAAUCAUCAGGGCAGGAGGAGGAGAAGGAAGAAGAAGACGAAGUAAAGGAGGUUGCUGCUACGUCGCCGUUUUGGUCCUGGUUCAAGCUUGCUCUUUUAUUCUCUUUCCUUGCUGCCUUGGCCUUCGUUGCUUACCGAUGGGUCGGUCCUUUAAUCAUGGACAAGGAGCUUAUCCCGAUUAUAAAAUGGGAGAUAAGGACUUUCACACAUCCCGUGUGCGGUCUUCUUGUCUUUGCAUCCGUAGCUGUAUUCCCCACUAUACUUCUUCCCUCUACUCCCUCCAUGUGGAUUGCUGGGAUGACCUUUGGUUAUGGCUACGGCUUUCUACUUAUUAUCUCUGCUGCAUCUCUUGGUGUCUCCCUUCCUUACUUCAUUGGUCAUCUCUUCCGCCACAAUAUUCAAGGAUGGUUGGAAAGAUAUCCUGAUCAAGCAGUGGUAUUAAGAGCUGCGGGUGAAGGGAACUGGUUUCACCAGUUUCGAGCUGUGACUCUAAUCCGGAUUUCUCCAUUCCCUUACAUUCUUUAUAACUACUGCUCUGUAGCAACUCGUGUUAAGUACGGUCCUUACAUCACCGGAUCUCUCUUAGGCAUGGUGCCCGAGAUCUUUGUUGCUAUCUAUACAGGGAAUCUUGUGAAGACAUUAGCAGAUGCAUCUUCUGCAGAUAAACACGGCCUCUCGGUUACACAGAUCAUUCUCAACAUUUUGGGCUUUCUAGGAACUGUGGCUACGACGGUUCUCAUCACAAAGUAUGCGAAAAGACAGCUGGAGACCAUGAAGAAAGAGGAAGAGGCAUUGUUGCAAUAAAACCCCUCAGAGUUGCUUUUAUCUCUCGUCUCACUCCUUACACAGUUCACGUCUGCUCCAAGAUGUGUAAGAGCACUGGUUAUUUUGUUUCCUUGGUGGUUCUUCUCAUCUCUUUAAUUAACACAGCCUUCAAAAAAAGAAGAAGAAACAUAUAUGGUGGUUAACUAGUAGUAUGAACAGAGGGAGAAUCUAACACCAUUCUUGAUUCUUGGGUGUAAGUAAGUAUUGUGUACUUGUGUGGCUUUGGUGACAUGAAUUUAAAAAAAAUUGUUAUUUGCAAACGAUGAAAAUGAGAGAAUCUUGGAUUAAUUUACUUUUCUUUUAUGUUGUAA
This is a messenger RNA of Raphanus sativus (radish), 1472 nucleotides long. RefSeq lists its product as uncharacterized. NCBI's taxonomy places the organism in Eukaryota, Viridiplantae, Streptophyta, Magnoliopsida, Brassicales, Brassicaceae. The coding region runs from base 235 to 1140 and encodes 301 amino acids. The record is from RefSeq and is a predicted model, not a curated record. The transcript has 4 exons.